UGUGUUAUCACAUGCAUACAUGAACCACAGUAGCUAUCCUGUGCUCUAAUUUUAAUUGUGAUGAUUAUAAUCCAUGACAGACAGACAACCAGACCGACCAGUGUCUUGAUCACGUGAUCCACUCAGAUCUGCGGCCGUGGACAUCUGUAAAAUGGAGGACCGUGAAGCUAAAGAGCCCGAGCAGCUCAGAAAGCUGUUCAUUGGAGGCCUGAGCUUUGAAACCACGGAGGAGAGUUUACGGGCCCAUUUUGAACAAUGGGGAACCCUCACGGACUGUGUGGUGAUGAGGGACCCCAACAACAAGCGCUCAAGAGGGUUUGGCUUUGUGACAUAUUCCACUGUAGGGGAGGUCGACGAUGCCAUGAAAGCAAGGCCUCAUAAAGUCGAUGGCCGAGUUGUCGAACCCAAGAGGGCAGUGUCCAGAGAGGACUCCAAUAAACCAGGCGCCCACCUGACAGUGAAGAAGAUCUUUGUCGGUGGCAUCAAGGAGGACACCGAGGAGUACCACAUUCGGGAGUACUUUGAGAAAUAUGGCAGGAUUGAAUGCAUCGACAUCAUGGAGGAACGCUCCACUGGGAAGAAGAGGGGAUUCUGCUUUGUCUCCUUUGAUGACCACGACACUGUAGACAAAAUUGUCGCCCAGAAAUUCCACACAAUCAACUUCCACAACUGUGAGGUCAGGAAAGCUCUUUCCAAACAGGAAAUGAGUGCUAUGUCUACUAACAGGGGCAGGAGUGGAGGAUCUGGAAACUUCAUGGGAAGGGGUGGUAAUUUUGGAGGUGGUGGCAACUUCAGUCGAGGUGGUUUCGGUGGAGGACGAGGUGGUUACGGCGAUGAUUUUGACAAUGGUCCAGGAGGAAACUAUGGUGGAGGACCAGGUUAUGGAGGGGGCCGAGGGGGCUACGGUGGUGGUGGUCCAGGGUAUGGCAACCAGGGUGGUGGAUUUGGUGGCAGCUGCGAUGGAGGUUAUGGAGGCAAUGACGGAGGUUACGGAGGCGGUGGAAAUUACAACGACUUUGGAAAUUAUGGUGGGCAGCAGUCCAACUAUGGGCCCAUGAAGGGAGGCAACUAUGGUGGCAGAAACUCAGGUGGACCCUAUGGUGGUGGCUACAGCUCUGGCGGCGGCGGAGGUGGCUACAACCCGCGGCGAUAUUAAUUAUUUCAUGUUUUGAUGUGGAAAGAGGCAUUCUCUUCUUGCUGAAAAUCUGUAAAGACCUGAUAACAUGGAAGGUUCUGGAUGGGUAAGACUUUUUCAAAAUAUUAUCCAAGGCUGCUCUUAUUGUGAUCUAACAGUGCACAUGGUGAUUAUACGGGGUGCAAGGGUUUUUUUAAGGUAAACGGAGCAGGAAGAUAUCCAGUAUUGCUCAACUUUGACCAGAAGUCAGCCUGUGACCUUCACCACACUGUGGGGAUUACAGUGAGGUUAAAAUAUCUUUACAUGUUUUAUUGCUUUGCUAUCAGUCAGACAGGUCUGAUAAAGUUUAAAGUGGUGCAACACCUUUGGGUCAUGCCCAGAAAAGAUAAACUAUUUACACAUGGUGGCCACUUUAUUAGACACACCUGUACAAUCUAUUAAAGUUGAAUACAAGAACUCUGCCAUGAACUCUUCUUUAUCAAGUGAAGUUUUUGUUGUCGGCACAAAUGUAAGUUGUGCAUUCAAAAUCUUUCUCAACUCUUUAAGUAAAUAAGCAAUAGCAUCAAAAUAUACUCAAAGCACCAAAAUUAAAACUACUUCUAGUGCAGUAUAAGAUAUAUCACUGGAUUAUUAUCAUUGAUGCAUUAAUACGUUAGCAUCACUAAUAGUAUACACUGUUAGGUAGCUUAAUCCAUAGUAAUACAUCAUGAUUUAUUAGCAGUGUACAUUUUGGACUGAUAAUCUAUGAUGUAGUGGAGUCAAAAGUACGAUAUCUGGCUCCAAAAUGUGGUGGAAUAAAAGUAUAAAGUAGCAUAAAAUGGAAAUAUUUAAGUGAAGUACAAGUACCUCUAAUUUGUACUCAAAUACAGUAAUUGAUUGAGCAUUGUUGUCGGUGUGGAGUUUGCAUGUUCUCCCCAUGUCAGCGUGGGUUUUCUCCAAGUACUCCGGCUUCCUCCCACAGUCCAAAGACAUGCAGGUUAAUUGGUGACUCUAAAUUGUCCGUGAGUGUGAAUGGUUGUCUGUCUCUAUGUGUCAGCCCUGCGAUAGUCUGGCGACCUGUCCAGGGUGUACCCCACCUCUCACCCAAUGUCAGCUGGGAUAGGCUCCAGCCCCCCCGCGACCCCUAACAGGAUAAGCGGUUACAGAAAAUAAAUAAAUGAAUGAGACCAACACCCCCACUAACUAUAACCUCAUGUUAAAACAUAGAA
This is a messenger RNA of Epinephelus moara (kelp grouper), 2343 nucleotides long. It is a transcript of the gene hnrnpa3, whose product is annotated as heterogeneous nuclear ribonucleoprotein A3. The transcript is spliced from 11 exons. NCBI's taxonomy places the organism in Eukaryota, Metazoa, Chordata, Actinopteri, Perciformes, Serranidae. Gene Ontology annotation, molecular function: RNA binding. The record is from RefSeq and is a predicted model, not a curated record. Bases 152 to 1156 code for a protein of 334 amino acids.